Messenger RNA from Brassica oleracea var. oleracea, 1587 nucleotides. RefSeq lists its product as uncharacterized. Gene Ontology annotation, molecular function: cysteine-type peptidase activity. Gene Ontology annotation, biological process: proteolysis. The transcript has 13 exons. The coding region runs from base 1 to 1587 and encodes 528 amino acids. The record is from RefSeq and is a predicted model, not a curated record. Lineage: Eukaryota; Viridiplantae; Streptophyta; Magnoliopsida; Brassicales; Brassicaceae.
AUGGCGAAUUUUUCGUGCAAAGAGAUCCUUGGGAUUGGUAAACAGGAAGAGAAAUGCAGGUUCACCGUCCAUGCGGAGUUGAUCGAGGAGUUCUACGAGGAGGAAGGAUUCAUGGGUGGCUUCUUUUACGCAGGUGGCAAAAUCAUCAACAACAUCCAGCGAUUAGUAGUGACAUCAAUUCCUGAGGUUGAACACAGUCGCUCUUCACCAGUCACCACUGCAUCUAAGAAGAUGGAUUCCAAGAACAUGGAUCACAUAUCUAGCCCAGUUUUGCGUCAUACUGUAACUCGCGGAGAAUGCUCGUCCAGCCAAGGAUCAACAGAUGCCCUGGCCAAAUUGCGGUCGUACAUCCCUUUGGAGAAGAUGCCUAAAGUUCUUCAGAAGCCAUUCGAAGAAAUACCACAAAUGCUACAUCCACAUCUGCUAGAUAUCAUUUUACAUAGGCCGGAAAAUGGUGAAAUCUUUUCUUUCAAGGCUAAAAAAGGAACUUUUACAGUUUGGGCUAACUUCGUAAGGCCAAAGAAAGAGGACUGCAAAAAUUGGGAAAAAUCAAAGUUUCCAGUACAAAACCAAGGAAAACAUCAGAAUUGUUGGUCGAUUGGGGGAAGUGAGCAUAUAAGUGAGGCCCGUGAGAUUCACCAUAUUGACGAGAAGCUCACAUCAUACUCUGGCCAGUUUUUGGUUGAUUUUGCCGAUCCUGCUCGGGCAAAGGAAGUGUUUUUGAAGACCGAACAAAAGCACUAUUGCUAUCCGUAUCCAUGCAUCUACGGUAUGGAAUAUGCCAUGGCUUAUGGUAUGCCAAAAACUGAUGACUGGGGUCAUACUGGAUGCCAUACUCAGGUGCUUCCCUCCAAGAGUCAUGUUAAACUGCAUCACGUCUUAAAUGACGCCAGAGCAUUCUCAGAUGUCCGUAAAGCAAUUCACUACCUUCAGACCCAACCAAUACUUGCUCAAAUUGGUAUCUUUAAGCCCGAGUUUGGAAGGAUUGGAAAUGGAGUUUACCGCGGACCUACCUCUGUUCAUUCUGUUUUCUCUGCAUGGCAUCAAGUUUCAAUACGGUUUAUAACCGUGGAGAAUGGAGAGUUGAUUGCACACUGCAGGAAUAGCCAUGGUGAAGAAAGGGGAUUACUGGGAUAUUUCAAGGCAUCUUUAGAUAUUAUGCUACUUGAACUAUGUACAUCUGGAGUGCCAUCAUAUACUGUUCCAACUAGACUCUUCAAAAUGUUUUUCUGUGGAGAAGUCCGGAGCGAAUACGAGAGGAAGGUUGAAGAACAUUUUAUUGAGGGUGGUCAUCAAGUCGGUAUCUCAGAUUAUAUCUCAUUUUUGAUUUUUGAAGGAAUUUGUCACAAUACGUCUGGCAGUGUGAUUCAGCUUGAGGAUGGUGAGAAUGUAAUCAUUGGAAGUCCAACAAACCGAGCUUUACUUAAAUGGGCCUUAAAGAGAGACAUGAGCUUCACUUCUAUCAAGUCCGAGUCCAUGUUUAUUAAACGUUCUGGAAUGGAUUCGUCCAUGGAAUGCCUAGGCACAGCAGUUGAAUGUGUAAGUGAUGUCUCAUUAUUCCUUGCUACUUUCUGCUUUUCUAGUUGA